This is a messenger RNA of Microdochium trichocladiopsis, 168 nucleotides long. RefSeq names its product ribosomal protein S14. Gene Ontology annotation, molecular function: zinc ion binding; structural constituent of ribosome. The annotation marks the transcript as partial. The transcript has 2 exons. The record is from RefSeq and is a predicted model, not a curated record. Gene Ontology annotation, biological process: translation. Gene Ontology annotation, cellular component: ribosome; cytosolic small ribosomal subunit. Lineage: Eukaryota; Fungi; Ascomycota; Sordariomycetes; Xylariales; Microdochiaceae.
AUGUCUCACGAAUCCGUCUGGAACUCGCGCCCGAGGAAGUACGGCAAGGGCUCUCGUGGCUGCCGUGUCUGCACCCACAAGGCCGGUCUCAUCCGCAAGUACGGCCUCGACAUCUGCCGUCAGUGCUUCCGUGAGAAGUCCACCGACAUUGGCUUCGUCAAGGUACGA